CUGAAGCCACAGUCAUUGUUGACGGGCUGUCUGCUGCUUGACUCCCCUGGUUAGAUUCCACAGCCAGCAAUCCAGCCAACAAAGACAACCUGGGCGGGGACAUCCUUCCUGACACCCCAUCCAAAUCCCCCUCGGCCGUUGCCAAAUAGGAUUUGCCCUUUUGCCGUGCCGACAGAACGAGCGCAGCGGCUGACUCACCUCGAGUGUUACUAGCCUUUGGAAUCAAGUUGCCCCCAUACUUUUGGUUAAUUGUGAACUCCACCCCAGGUCUUCACCCUUACAACUCCUCCAGCGCUGCCUCUAUAUCUUGUCCGCUCAAGGUUGUCAACAUGUCUUCGUUGGACAUAAUUGACCACUCCCCUCAUCACCCGAGGCCCUCUGCGCCUCUGCCCACCGCCUCCAAUCUCGUCCUCAUUGAUAACUAUGAUUCCUUCACAUACAAUGUCUACCAGUACCUCGUCCUGGAGGGUGCCACCGUCACGGUCUUCCGAAACGAUCAGAUCUCUCUAGAAGAUCUCAUCGCCAAGAACCCCACCCAACUCGUCGUCAGCCCGGGCCCGGGCCACCCUCGCACAGAUUCCGGUGUGAGCAGAGACGCCAUCCGCCAUUUUGCCGGAAAGAUCCCUAUUUUUGGGGUCUGUAUGGGACAGCAAUGUAUACUGGAUGUGUACGGUGGCGAUGUCAGUCAGACCGGCGAGAUUCUGCAUGGGAAGACCUCGCCUCUAGUUCACGAUUCUAAAGGCGUCUACUGCGGAAUGUCUCAGAAUCUCCCGGUCACUAGGUAUCAUUCUCUUGCCGGGACUCACGUGUCGAUCCCGGAUUGUCUUGAAGUUACCUCUUGGAUCGCCAAGGAGGAUGGCUCAAAGGGGGUCAUCAUGGGCGUGCGCCAUAAGGAGUUCACCAUUGAGGGAGUCCAGUUCCACCCAGAGAGCAUCCUCUCCGCCGAUGGACGCAUCAUGUUCAAGAACUUCUUGCUAACCCAGGGCGGCACGUGGAAGGAGGACCAAGAGCUCCGCAAGAACGCACUGACAAAUGGUGCGCAAAAGCCAGCAAGCGCGCCGAAGAAGAACAAUAUCCUGCAGCAAAUAUACGCUCACCGCAGAGCAGCUGUCGAGACCCAAAAGCAGAUACCUUCCCAAAGACCUGCGGACCUCCAGGCCGCCUAUGACCUCAGCUGCGCUCCACCACAGAUCCCGUUCGUCGACCGCCUCCGCCAAAGCCCGUUUGACAUAUCGCUGCUAGCGGAGAUCAAGAGGGGCUCCCCAUCAAAGGGCGUGUUUGCUCUUGAAAUCAACGCGCCGACACAGGCCAAAAAGUACGCGCUCGCGGGUGCGAGCGUCAUCUCAGUCUUGACAGAACCCGAGUGGUUCAAGGGCAGCAUCGAAGACCUGCGUAUGGCACGUCAGGCUGUCGAGGGCAUGCCCAACCGACCAGCCAUUCUGCGCAAGGAAUUUGUCUUUGAAGAGUACCAGAUCCUGGAGGCACGUCUUGCCGGAGCCGAUACCAUCCUCCUGAUUGUCAAGAUGCUCGAAACUGAACUACUCGAGAGGCUGUACAAGUACUCUCUCUCGCUGGGAAUGGAGCCCCUGGUCGAGGUACAAAAUGCCGAGGAAAUGACAACUGCUAUCAAGCUUGGUGCAAAGGUUGUUGGCGUGAACAACCGCAACCUCGAGACUUUUGAAGUUGACCUGCAUACUACGAGGAGUUUGCGAAGCAUGGUUCCCCAGGACGUCAUCAUCUGUGCCCUCAGCGGUAUCAACACCCAUGCGGAUGUGCAAGACUGCAAGAACGACGGCGUGAAUGCCAUCCUCGUUGGUGAAGCCAUCAUGCGAGCUCCCGACACGGCCAAGUUCAUCCAAGAACUAUGCUCAGGUACCACGACACUUUCCCCAAAAGUCGAGACUCAACCGCUGAUUGUGAAGAUCUGCGGAACGCGUAGCGCCGAAGCCGCCACCGAAGCCAUCAAGGCAGGGGCUGACUUGAUCGGCAUGAUACUGGUACCUGGAACCAAACGAUGCGUAUCACACGACACCGCUCUGGCUAUUUCGAAGGCAGUGCAGGACAGCCGCUCUUUUGGGCGAUCCGUACAGCCCGGAUUCCAACCAAACGUGGCUCAGGAUUUCUUUGUAGGGGCCAAGCGUACCUUGACUGGCAAGGGCGCGUCCCUAGUUGGUGUUUUCAUGAACCAGCCCCUGGAAGAGGUUCUCGAGAAACAGAAACUGUACAGCCUGGACAUUGUUCAACUUCACGGUAGAGAGCCUGUCGAAUGGGCGCAUCUUAUACCUGUUCCAGUCAUUCGAAAGUUCCAACCUGGUGAGCCUGGAUUAGGGCUCCGUGGUUACCACACCAUCCCCUUGCUGGACUCUGGCUCUGGCUCUGGCCAGAAACUCGACCAUGCCGAUGUUCUGAAGGACCUAGAGAAGGAUAAGGAACUGGAGGUUCUGUUCGCCGGUGGGCUUAAUCCCGACAAUGUUGCCCAGUCAGUAUCUGCCAUAGGUCCACUCUCGGCUAGGAUAGUGGGUGUUGAUGUAAGCAGCGGUGUCGAAGAAGGCGGCCAGCAAAGCAUAGACAGAAUCAGGGCCUUUAUAAAGGCUGCCAAGUCUAUCAGAUAGGUUGGGCUCUAAUAGCGCUCGGCUUACCAGUUGAUAAACGAGGAUGGUUCUCAAUGCGAUCAACUUCUCCCAUCGAUGACUUCUAUCCAGGCCACGAACAAUCGAGCUGAGUUGCAGCUUCUCGCCCCGUCCACCAAUAGCGAGUGUUUCUCACGACGGCUUGGGGACAGUAUGACUGUGGCGCAGCCAUAUACAUAUAUACAUAUAUCCAGUGCCGGUGAUGUUGUAGGUGUGGCUUGGUUUAC
Messenger RNA from Diaporthe batatas, 2857 nucleotides. RefSeq names its product bifunctional anthranilate synthase/indole-3-glycerol-phosphate synthase. Gene Ontology annotation, cellular component: cytosol. The transcript is spliced from 2 exons. Gene Ontology annotation, molecular function: indole-3-glycerol-phosphate synthase activity; anthranilate synthase activity; phosphoribosylanthranilate isomerase activity. Gene Ontology annotation, biological process: L-tryptophan biosynthetic process. Bases 330 to 2612 code for a protein of 760 amino acids. The record is from RefSeq and is a predicted model, not a curated record. NCBI's taxonomy places the organism in Eukaryota, Fungi, Ascomycota, Sordariomycetes, Diaporthales, Diaporthaceae.